Messenger RNA from Musca vetustissima, 749 nucleotides. It is a transcript of the gene MED7, whose product is annotated as mediator of RNA polymerase II transcription subunit 7. The record is from RefSeq and is a predicted model, not a curated record. Gene Ontology annotation, cellular component: core mediator complex; mediator complex. NCBI's taxonomy places the organism in Eukaryota, Metazoa, Arthropoda, Insecta, Diptera, Muscidae. The transcript has 2 exons. Bases 11 to 664 code for a protein of 217 amino acids. Gene Ontology annotation, molecular function: transcription coregulator activity. Gene Ontology annotation, biological process: regulation of transcription by RNA polymerase II.
UUGCAGUAACAUGGCCCAGCAGGAGUCACAGGUGAUGAGUUUACCUCUGCCACCAUCUCAAUACAUAAAUCUUUUUUCGGAGGAGAAUAUCAGACGCAAUAGAGCACCAAGACCACCACCACCCAUUCCAGAUGGCUACAGUAUGUUCGGUAUUCAGUAUAACAAUGAGGAGAUGAUACGCUCCCUGGAAUCACAGAACAUCAAACGACUCAUACCACUGCAUUUCGAUAGAAGAAAAGAGCUGAAAAAGCUAAAUCAUUCGUUGUUUGUGAACUUUUUGGAUUUAAUCGAUUUGCUGAUACAAUAUCCGGAUAGUCCGCGAAGAACAGAAAAGAUUGAUGAUUUGAGUUUAUUGUUUGUCCAUAUGCAUCAUUUGCUCAAUGAAUUUCGGCCCCAUCAGGCCCGUGAAACGCUUCGCGUUAUGAUGGAAACACAAAAACGUCAACGAGUGGAGACGACAACACGUUUCGAAAAGCACCUGGAACGGGUUUGUGAUAUUAUCAAUACGGCUUUUAGUGACCUGCCCGAAAUCACAGAUGACGAUAUGAGCGAUAGUGAUAUAAAAAUGGAAAUUGAUUCGCAAGAUUCAAGUAAUAACAAUAAAUCGGAUGCGGUCAAUCAACUGGAUCGUAUUAUGUGCAGUGUUAUUGAUAGCAUGGAAUAACCUCAGGUGUGGUUGGGCAUAUGUUCUGACAUUAGUUAUUAGUAGAUAUACAUAGGUUAACAACCAUUAUUUUUUUUGUAAUUUU